This is a messenger RNA of Symsagittifera roscoffensis, 468 nucleotides long. RefSeq lists its product as uncharacterized. Gene Ontology annotation, biological process: UTP biosynthetic process; CTP biosynthetic process; GTP biosynthetic process. The transcript is spliced from 3 exons. NCBI's taxonomy places the organism in Eukaryota, Metazoa, Xenacoelomorpha, Acoela, Convolutidae. Gene Ontology annotation, molecular function: nucleoside diphosphate kinase activity. The coding region runs from base 1 to 468 and encodes 155 amino acids. The record is from RefSeq and is a predicted model, not a curated record.
AUGGAGAGGAGUUUCGUUGCUAUCAAACCCGACGGAGUUCAGAGGAAGUUGGUGUCUGAAAUCUUGUCUCGGUUUGAGAGGAGGGGCUACAAGUUGGUGGCUCUGAAGAUGUUACAACCCACAAGAGAAUUGCUUGAGGAACACUAUCAGGAAAUCAGGGCGAUACAGGAUCUGAAAUCGAAGAAGUUCUUCCAAGACCUCAUUACCUACAUGCGCAGUGGACCAAUUGUAGCCAUGGUGUGGGAAGGAGAAAACGUAGUUAAGCAAGGUCGAGCUAUGCUGGGAGCGACAAACCCCCAAGAGAGUGUGCCGGGGACAAUUAGGGGGGACUUCUCAAUCACGGUGGGAAGAAAUAUAGUACACGGAAGUGACUCGGUGACAUCAGCCCAGAAGGAAAUCGGUCUGUGGUUUAGAGAAGAAGAAAUAUCUUCGUGGGAUUCAAAUGAUCACAUCUGGCUGUACGAAUGA